AUGACUUCGUCUUUAACGCCUCUAGAGCAAGCCGAGCAGUUCGCAUAUGGCUUUACGAUUGUCGUUUAUGCCUUUCUACUGGACAUUGGCAGAGAGGUAACAACAUUUCGCCAAACCACACUCGGGAUUAGGGUUACUGUCAUUAUUCAUCGAUCAGGUCGAUUUGAUUUGGCUGCGUUACGGCGGUAUUCUCUGGGCAAUUUAAGUCAUGUUGAUGCAAACCUUCGUCCUAAAUUCAAGAACUUAUCGAAGCCACUCGUUCCGGCCUGGACGGAUAGCAUCUUAGUCUUUAUCAUCACGUUUUUGUUGCAAGGAAUGAUAGCGAUGAUGGCUGUCCGAGUUUGUAUACUUCUCGGAAAGCCAAGAAAGCUCAUGAUCACCUUAGCGGUGGGGUUCUUCAUAGGGCAAAGCGCCAGACUAUUUGCAAUCAUCUACAACAUGACACUCAUGAGUACCGGGAGAACACAGGUCUCCUGGUUUGAUCCCGUGGCAGAUGGAUCGAUCUUGAUCUUUGAACUUGCUCUCUGCAUUUUGGUGCUUUACUAUGUGUUCUUAAGAUUUAGAGAGAGGCGUCGUCCAGGCAUCAAGGUGUAUAACGACUCAAAGCAGACACUCUCGAGUUUCCUGUGCAUUGUACAACUUAUCAGUACCGAUGUUAAUCCAGCUCCCUUUCCUACUCCCGCUUUAGCUCGACCCGGAUUUCCUCGCUACAUUUUUCUAGUACUUUAA
Molecule: messenger RNA, 729 nt
Organism: Coniophora puteana RWD-64-598 SS2
Lineage: Eukaryota; Fungi; Basidiomycota; Agaricomycetes; Boletales; Coniophoraceae
Exons: 10
Coding region: 1-729 (242 amino acids)
Source: RefSeq, a predicted model, not a curated record